This is a messenger RNA of Phycomyces blakesleeanus NRRL 1555(-), 1578 nucleotides long. RefSeq lists its product as hypothetical. The transcript has 5 exons. Bases 1 to 1578 code for a protein of 525 amino acids. Lineage: Eukaryota; Fungi; Mucoromycota; Mucoromycetes; Mucorales; Phycomycetaceae. The record is from RefSeq and is a predicted model, not a curated record.
AUGUCCGACACAUGUAAGAAAGUCUAUAUUUCCUGCAUGUCUACUGUCAAUAUUACACCAAUGAAUGAAAACAUUUACACUCUUGCAAGAAUUUCAGAGGCAUUGGAGUGCUCAUCUAUUCCAGGAGUAAUGAUACUUAGACUCAACAGUGCUAUUAGAGAAUACUUGUGUCAUUGUUCAGAAACUUAUGAAUAUAAGGCAGAGAUCCAAGUAGUUCAAAAGAGAACUAAGAAAAAUAAGUGUUCUGCUCUUCUUUACAUCAGAAGAUUCUUUAAGUCACCUGAGUGGUAUGAGAUAACCUUGACCAAAGAUCACACUAAUCAUACUCCUGGUGAUAUCCAUGAGAAUAUUCAUACUCUUCCUCUUGCCAAAAAGUAUCUGCAUGAACUGUCCCAGCAAUUAGAGCAAUCAUCCAAAUCUGCCAGCCAGAUAUGUAUCGAUAUGUUGAGAGCUAUUGAUAGAUAUAGAAGAAGUUCUGAUCGUAAGUUCAACUAUUAUAACAUUUGGAACUUGAUGAACAAGGGCAAUAUGAGUUAUUCUCCCAACACAAAUGCAUUUGCUUACAGUUUUAUGUCACCAACACAGCAAAUUAAAAUGAGAAAUGCUGUUUCCUUUUGUUUGGAUGCUACACAUGCUAUCUCUGGCAAAAUUGAUGAGAUUUUAUAUACCCUUCUUGUUUGUGAUAAAGAAAUUGGUAGAGGAUGGCCUGUUGCUUUCAUGGUAACAAACGACCGGGGUGUUGGCCCUAUUGUACAGUGGCUACAGUUUUUGAAGUCUUCCCUUUUGCUGAUCAAUCCUCAGCAAAUUACUAUUGAUUGCUGCUCUGCAGAAGUACAUGCAAUCCAGACCACUUUCCCUUCCACACAGAUUCAAUUCUGCAUCCUUCACGUCACUCAAGCAUGGAACAGAAAGCUGUCUGACUUUGUUAAGAUUCCAGGUGCUUUGCCUUCUGAGGCUCAUCUUCUUUGUAGUGAAAUGAUGAGAUAUCUUCAAGAUAUUGUAUAUGAAGACGAUCUGGACCAGUUCCGUCAAAAACUUGUGGAAUUCAAAAGUGAAUUCAGUGACCAAGAAUUAUUCUUAGACUACUUUGAAAAAAAUUGGUGCACUGAAAAAAAGUUUAAGAUCUGGAGCCAUGCUUAUCAUGAAUGUCAAUUUUCUCAUAUGCUCACAAACAACUAUAUUGAAUUGUGGCAUAAUCAGCUUAAAACCGUGUUCAUGAAGAGGUCAAGAAAUAAGAGAUUAGACAAACUUGUCUUUAUCUUGGUACAUGAUGUUGAGUACUAUCUAACACAAGAGUAUGAAAGAGUUAUGUCAAACAAUAGAACAAUGAGCUCUUUUACUAGACAGCAAAGAAUCAGAGAGAUAGAAGCAGAAGAAGUUGAUGAUGAUGCAAGAGAGACAAUGAUUGUUGCUUCAGUAUCAGCAGAAGACAGUAGCUGGCAAGUGCAGUCAUUUGUUGAUGAGAACACAGCAUAUGUAGUUGAGAAGGCAAAAACCAUGCGAGCAUAUGUAUUUGUUAAAAAUGCACACUGCCUUUUCUUUGCACUUCUCAACCACUCCUUUAAACCCUACCUAUGA